Symbiodinium sp. CCMP2592 is the source of this 2289-nucleotide messenger RNA. Lineage: Eukaryota; Dinophyceae; Suessiales; Symbiodiniaceae. The record is from the annotation of a GenBank genome assembly.
AUGGAGUCUUGGCAGCUUCAGUUCCCGCUGAGGGCGAAAGGUCGGCGCCUCGUCAACCAGUUCGGCCAGCAUUUCAAGUUGGCAGGCGUGAACUGGUAUGGCGCCUCAGAUACUUACCAUGUGGUUGGAGGGUUGGACAUGCGACCAUUGGCAGAAAUCUGCCAUUCAGUCGCAGCCAUGGGCUUCACAGUCGUGCGACUACCAUUUUCCAGUGAGAUGCUCAGAGUCGAGGCAGUUCCGGAAGGUGCCAUCGACUACGACCUAAACCCAACCCUUCUGGGGUUGACACCGCUUGAGGUUUACGACCGCGUGGUCGAACAACUUGGUGCUGCGGGUGUUGCUGUCGUCAUCAACAACCACACCACCGUGGGUUCCUGGAGUGGCGGCGUUGAGCUCAACGGAAUGUGGUUCCGUGAGGGCUGCAAGACCUACACCGAGGAGGCCUGGAUUGAUGAUUGGGUAAUGCUGGCAGAGCGCUACCGUGACAAGGGGUACCAUCAAGUCAUCGGGUAUGACCUCAGAAACGAGGUGCGCCCGACGACCAUGACGGGCCCUGGGCCGCGGUGGGGCGAGCGAGAACGGGGCGGAGGCAAAGGCGCCUGCUGCCAACGAGGUGAGUAUGUUCGAGAUUGGUCGCGAGCUGCGCGGCGUUGCACGCAGGCCCUCCUGAAUGCAGAUGCGCCGGGCUUCGUCGUCGUCGAGCGUAUUGCUUGGCCACAGAACAGCCUGCAGGAUAUGUUGCUGCCGACUCCCCCUUGGGAAGCCUGGGACGUUCCUCGGGAUCGCAUCGUCCUGGCGGUACACAUGUAUGCGUGGAGUGGACCUGGUUCAUGGAGUCCCAAACACUUCCUCCCAGGAAUUUUGAAGUCCUUCUUCAAUGCCGUGGACUACGUCAGCGGCAGGGAGCUGUACGGGGAAAUGAGCCAAGAGGUCCUAGAGCAGCAGAUGGACAAAGAUUUCGGCUUCUGCCUGGACCAGGACAUUUGCCCAGUUUGGCUUUCGGAGCUGGGCGCCGACCUCUCGCGAGGUGAGCUUGGCUGGUUCCUGAAGGUCUGCAAAUACCUGGAAGCGAAGGAUGCAGACUUCGCCUACUGGCCUUUGAAUGUGGGGCCCAAGCCAGGCGGCAGUGAAGACGAGCCGUAUGGCAUUUUGACCAACGACUGGCAGCCGCGCUGGGCUGACCUGCGCCUGCAGGCCUUGCGAAAAUUGGGCCACGGCCCACUGUUGCCGUUGCCGCGGCGCUCGCUUCCGAUGGCCAGGCGACCCCUGCAACUGACACCCCGUCUGCGAGCUGCGACCUUCGACGGCUUUUCGCCGAGUCCCCCGGCGAAGGGCUCUCCGGAACUCACCUAUCCUUUCUCGCCUGGGUCGGUGGCCACAGCCACGCCCAGCUGCUACGGGGAUGUGGAUGAGGUGCCAGCGCUGGCUCCGUACCCUUGGUGCGCUCCUUUGCCAGGCCCUUUGGUGCCUUGGCCUGGGACUGCGCGGAAGCCCGCAGAAGUCCCAGAAGCGCGCUACCUUUGGAAGGUGCUUCCAGGCUUUGAUGCGCUUCCGGGGCAGGAUGCCAUGUCCGUCAGAUGCAGCGAUGCCGAAGCGGCCAAGCUUCUUUGCAUCCAACGGGGCUUUGGUGGGUUCGCCUUGCACCAGGGUUGGGCCUACUUCCGCUCCGUUGCCGCCGAGGAGCUGCUGUCCUGCUUGCGAAGCGGCUUCGACCAGACGGUGCUGUACAUUCCGGAGGAGGUCCGCCUCUGUGCUACCUGGGUGGAGCUGGAGCCCGUCUCGCCAAAGGCGCAGGUACCCAGCCGCCCCAAGGAUGACAUGGGAGGCAUCCAGGACCGCAUCGUUUUGCCGUUGGAUAAUGAUGGGCAUCCGGAGGCUGCCAUUGAGGCGUGUCAACGGGCGUGCCUUGAGCGGGGUAGCUCCGGAUACGAGUUGGGCGCCGACGGCAGCGAAGCUCGCCUCGUCCCUCAGUCCGAGGAGGAGGCUCUCCGAUCACAGUGGAAGGAGGGUCGCCUGAGGUCCUGCAGCGAUAGCUGCCCCCUUCCGCGGCUCCAUCUGCUGCAGCUGACUGCGGUGUCCAUAGGGCUGGAGGUGUUUCGCGACAUGGAUGCCUUUCCAGGCAGCGAUGCUCGCGUGCAGAAAGAUCCUGGCCUGGCACGGUGUCGGCAAAUCUGCCUGACGGAGGGCUUUGCAGGCUUUGCCAUCAAAGACGGCGUAGCCCGUUUUCGCCCGACUCUGAGUUCGUGGCUGUGCAUAGGCCUCAAUCGAGACGCCGAUGGGGUUCCGUAA